Molecule: messenger RNA, 2748 nt
Organism: Pteropus alecto (black flying fox)
Lineage: Eukaryota; Metazoa; Chordata; Mammalia; Chiroptera; Pteropodidae
Gene: TMEM127
Product: transmembrane protein 127
Exons: 3
Biological process (GO): negative regulation of TOR signaling; negative regulation of cell population proliferation
Cellular component (GO): membrane
Source: RefSeq, a predicted model, not a curated record
CCCGGCGGGCGCCGGCGGAGGAGCCCGGGAGGCAGCGCUCUGCCCAAGCAGCCGGAGCGUAGCCUGGCCUCAGCCCUGCCCGGCGCACUCUCCAUCACCGCGCUGUGCACUGCCCUCGCGGAGCCUGCUUGGCUGCACAUCCACGGUGGCACCUGUACCCGCCAGGAGCUGGGGGUCUCCGACGUGCUGGGCUACGUGCACCCGGACUUGCUGAAAGAUUUCUGUAUGAAUCCGCAGACAGUGCUGCUCCUGCGGGUCAUUGCUGCCUUCUGCUUCCUGGGCACCCUGUGUAGUCUCUCCGCGUUCCUCUUGGAUGUCUUUGGGCCCAAGCAUCCAGCCCUGAAGAUCACUCGUCGCUAUGCCUUUGCCCAUAUUCUCACAGUGCUGCAGUGUGCCACUGUCAUUGGCUUUUCCUACUGGGCUUCCGAACUCAUCCUGGCCCAGCAGCAGCAACAUAAGAAGUACCAUGGUUCCCAGGUCUACGUCACCUUUGCUGUUAGCUUCUACUUGGUGGCAGGAGCUGGUGGAGCCUCGAUCCUGGCCACAGCGGCCAACCUCCUGCGCCACUACCCCACAGAGGAGGAGGAGCAGGCGCUGGAGCUGCUGUCUGAGAUGGAGGAGACCGAGCCCUACCCCGCUGAGUAUGAGGUCAUCAACCAGUUCCAGCCACCCCCAGCCUACACUCCCUGAUGCCAGGCCUGCGCCCCCUAAUGCCAGCCCCCUGAGGCCAGCGGCUCUCCUCCUCCGCAGCCCUGCCCCCACUCCUCAGCCCCACCCCUCCCCAGGAGCGCCUUCCCUGGCAGGCCUCACUGGUAGGAUCCUGACCAUCGUUACCAAACCUUCCCCAAGAGGGUCUCUGUCUUUGGGUUGUUCAUGUGUCCCUGCUCUCGAAACCUGGGCUUUGCGGAUUUUAUAUCAUGCACUUUUUCCCCUCUUGCCACCUCCUCUCCCUUUGGUCACUAGUCAUUACCAAUCAUGGGUGGUUUUACAAGUUUUCUCCUUUCAUGGGCCAUAGCUUUGAGAUCAGAACUUUCCUUAGGAGCUGCUGACAGUGAAUAGUCCCAGAGAGAAGUAUCAGCAGGGCCCAAGGGAAAGGAGACUGUGCCCUGCAGCUUCCCUCCCUAAGGGUUAGUGCUGGUUCCACAGCUGCAGCACUGGGCUGAUGCUGCCCAGUUUCUUCUCAGAGUGCCCAGUACCAAGCCUCCCGCUCAGCGAAGUUCUCUGCACUUCAGCCUUCCCACCCGCAUUCCAGUUUGACGGGAGAAGGAAUUGCUGUUGGAAAGCAGAGCGGGCGUUCUCCCCACCCUGGCUUGGCUCGGGUGGCUGGCUCUGCUGAGGGGAGUGGCCGCAGGCAUGGGCCUGAGGCCUCCAAGUGAGGGGGCCAAAUUCUCCAGCCCCUUCACCUUUUAAAAUGAGUGGUUUUGAAAGGAGAAAACAAAACCAAGCCACAGCAACAAUUAAUCUCUUUUUAAACUUGCGGCAAGACUGUUGUCAUUUCUCCUAUAUUUAUCCUGUUCUUUUGGGCUCUGCAAAGUUUUGGGCCACAGCUCCUUCCAGCCCAUGGUAGUUACUCCUCGAAUGUCUCAGAGGAAUGCAGCCCUCUCCCUAUGCUCCCUCCCUCCUGGAGACCUCCCUGUGGAACGUGGAGCCCCGUCAGUGGAGGGGCUGAGGACUGUGGCCUGGCUGGCCGGCCAGUGUGGUGCUCCUCAGGACUGUGGCACUGAGAUGUAACCUGGCCUCCAUGCAGGAACAGGGGCCCCAGCAGGGCAGGGAACCCUCCGCUCUCCACAUGGGACCACAGCCGGUGAGCCCUGUUGCGUGAGGUGUCAGACUGGCAGGCCUGGCUCCGUCCUUCAGGCUCAGGGUGUCCCCUAGACUGUAACUUGGGGCAACAGCUUGCUGCAUGCCCCCUCCCCUUCUUGAAUGUACUCUGGCCUUGCAGUGUGCCACUGGCUCUUUCUUGUCCAACCAUUGCUCUGGCUGUCUUGUUUGCCACACUUGGCCUUGGGUCUUGCUGAGUUUUCUGCCUGAUAUCUGGGGCAUCAAGCAGAAGAAACUUGAGAGACCUUCAGGGUGGACCCAGGUGGCCAAGCCUUCUUGGAAUCAGUGUCCAGUGCUGAGCUGAAAAGCUGCUCCCAAUUUCCUACACAUGAUAGAGCAAGAUUGGAGAAUGGACACCACUGUUGAACUGUGGCUAAGAAGGGACUGUCAUGUGCCUCGUCCUUUGGCCAGGCUGCCUGGGGAUGUCUGAACAGAUGCCUGUGUGGGUGGUGAAGACCGAAUCUGCACAUGAGUGAGCGGCUGCCUGGAGAUUGCUGUGAUGCCCAAGUGUCUCCUUGUGGCGGCUCUCACUUACAGACUCUUAGGCAAGAAAGACUGCCGUGUGAUACCUGUACACAAAGCUGAGAGCCACAUGGUCUCAUCUCUCUGUCAAGUAUGAGUUUGUCUUUGGCACCUUUCCAGGGUGUGGACAGCUUUCACUGACCAUGGGUGUCUGAAGGGCAGACCAGGAGAUCAGGCACUGGGCACACACGCCAAAGCGUCCGGUUAUCUCAAGAGGACCCAGACAUGACCCUGGGGACUGUUCCACAUGAUUUGGAACCCACUUUUUAUUAGCUUCCCACGCCUCCGGGAUUCCUCUUUUCCCUUCCCAUCCUGACACUAAUAGUUUGUCAUAUAAAUUCCCCUGGUUUUUUUUUUCUAGGUAAAAAAUAAAAAAAACAAACAAACCACAAAUAAGAAUGUAAA